Messenger RNA from Pieris brassicae (large cabbage white), 3291 nucleotides. Its product is annotated as zinc finger and SCAN domain-containing protein 2-like. The record is from RefSeq and is a predicted model, not a curated record. Gene Ontology annotation, molecular function: RNA polymerase II transcription regulatory region sequence-specific DNA binding; DNA-binding transcription factor activity, RNA polymerase II-specific. Gene Ontology annotation, biological process: regulation of transcription by RNA polymerase II. Lineage: Eukaryota; Metazoa; Arthropoda; Insecta; Lepidoptera; Pieridae. The transcript is spliced from 3 exons. The coding region runs from base 290 to 2536 and encodes 748 amino acids. Gene Ontology annotation, cellular component: nucleus.
UUAUUCAGAAAUCAGAUGUGAGAUGUCUAAAUAUUUCUUAUUUGAAUCGUGCUAAGCCAGUUUUUAAUAUCUAUAUAUUACAUUUCCUACUAGUUUUCAGACUGGAUUUAUAUGUUUUAGUCUUGACUUUCCAAAAAUGAAAGAUAAAUACUCCAGUCGGCAUAGUGUUAUUCCGUAUUUAAUUUUGUCGCACUGUGUAAUUUAUUAAAAAUUAAAGCAAGCCAGCUAGCGAUUCAAAACAGUGCAUAUUUCUACGUGCUCAAUUUUGUUUUACAGUGAUAAGCAAGAAAUGUCUGAUUCAAAAGAAGAUGAUUUUGCUGAAGACCUUCUUCAACCAAAUAUUGAAAUGGAAAUCAAAAAAGAAAUUAAUAUUCAGAUAAAGCUUGAAGAAGAUGUCAAUGAAGCAAAUGAUAAUCCAUUUCAGAAUAUACAAGUUGAGGUAAAAGAAGAAAUAUCUAGUGAACAAGACAUUCAUAAAAGUAAUAAAGAGUUGGAAAUGGAGGGUCAGGAAAGAGAUAUAGAAGUUAAGGAAGAAUCAGAAGAUAUUGUUUCAUAUGAUUUUCCAAAUUUUGAUGAUAGUAUGGACAGUGAAGAAGCAACAGCUCUGGGUAAUGUUGAAACAUGCCUGCAAGAAGACAUGAAGGAGGAAUGUUAUCAUCAAUUUGAGAAUCCUGACAAUUACAGUGACAGCAUCAAAGAAGAACCUGAUGUAGCAGUUACAGAGACACAUCUUAUAUCAAACAAACUCAUCAGCACAACUUCAACUAUAACAAACCCACAUAUAGGCAUUAUACAGUCAGAAACUACUAAAACUCUUGUAAUGGAAAUUCAUCCAGUCAUGCCAGAAGAUUCUUACAAUAAAAUGGGUAAUCCUGAAGAAAUAUUACCAACAUCAUAUGAAAAUGAUGAUGUAGAUUAUUCAGAGCCUUUUCAAUUAAAUUCCAUUACUGGAAACAUACUCUCCUUAGAACAAGAAGCAUAUGGACUUCUUAAAGCAAAAAAACAAAAAGUGAAUUCAGAAAAAAAUUAUACAUGUGAAAAAUGUGAUAAAGCUUACGAUCGGCCUUAUGCUCUAAAAAAGCAUUUACAAGUUCACCAAACAAUUGAAAAUUACGAACGCGGCAAGAAAAUGCGAAUAAUAACAAGAAUUAAAAACUCUGAAGGUCAUGGGAAGAAAAAAAAAUCUUUGAAAAAAGUCAUAAAUUUAAAUGACAUUAAUAAAAUGAAAGCGCGUCAGGAAAGAGUUGACAAACGACGAAUGAAUCUAAUAACAGAAGAACAGAAGAUUCUACAACCAGACGAUGCUGACACAAAAAUAGUUGACGUCAAUAUAGAAACAAAGAAAGAAGGUUAUGAAUGUACUUGCGGACAAGUAUUUCAACGCCGAAGUAGAAUGGAAACGUGUUUCCGAUCUCAUGAUAUAGACGAUGAAGAGCGAUCAUUAUAUUCCUGUAUAUCGUGUUCCAAACAGUUCCAUGAUAAAGAAGAAUUGGCUUCGCAUAGAAGGAGACUACAUCGUAAACGGUUUCCAUGUAAAUUCUGCCCAACAGACUACCACACGCGAAAGGAACUGUUCAAACAUUUACGGAUACAUCAAAAAGUUCAACUCAUGGAAUAUAAAGUUAUAUCAGAAGUGAUGAAUGGUAAUCAAAAGUUAAGAUGUUUUAUGUGUGAACAAAGUUACUCGGAGCUCACAGAAUUGAAAAGCCACGUAAUGGAAGACCAUAAGGAGCCUUACAUAUGUCCUAAAUGCAAUGAAACAUUCCCGAAAAUAAUCGAUUUCGCUCAACAUACGAAAACUGAUCAUGCAGAGGUCGAAGGACAGUCGGUGUUAGAUGUUUUGGAAGCGUUUUCGAAGUUAGUCAAGGCUUGGAAGUGUGAGGAAUGUGAAGUUCAGUUUCACGAGGCCGAUAAGCUGGCGAAACAUCAAGUAGAAAUGCAUAGUCCUGAUUUAAAAGCGGAAAUUCGAUUCCAAUGUGACGAUUGCCGCCGUGUUUUUGUUAGUCAAAAAGGUCUAACUUCCCACAGACGAAUACACCAUAAUACGGGAAGUACUGAAGAGCCAGAGACUAUAGAUGGAGUAAUUUGUGUUGAAUGCAGAAAGAUUUGUAGAGACGAAGUCGCUUUGGCAUCUCAUAUGCGAUUACAUUCGCCGGAUAGAAAGUAUCCCUGCAAAUUCUGCGAUUUCCGCUUUGCCACACCGGAAAAACGAAAGAUUCAUGCCGAAUUACAUACCGGUGAUAUGAAAUAUGUCUGUUUUAUUUGCGAGUACCAGUGCACUUCAGAGAAUAGGUUGCGGUUGCAUAAAAUGUCCGAAAAGCACGGGAACAUGAAAGAAUAUCUCCUGUCUGGGCGGGCGAUGGCAGAGAGCCAGAAGAACGAUGAUGAAUCUGAUUCGUCAAACGACGACGGUAUCGUUUGUGAUGUCUGCGGUGAAAAAUUUACAAAUACAAAAGUAAUGUUGAAACACAAAGAAACACAUCCGUUUAUUGAGUUCCCUAAUGAUGAUACGCCUACUAGAAUAUUUUUUAAGUAGCACGAAAUGAAUACAGUCCACGGAACACUCUGAGUAAUUUUGUGCCUUGAUUGUGCAGCUACAAUACAAAUUAUAGAAAAUGAUAUGAAUAUUAAUCUGAUUACCUCAUUGGUAUCACAUCCUGACUAGAUAUAUAAGGUUUGAACUUUGUCCUAAAGCCACUGCCUUUAAUUUGAUUUAACAGAUACUAUUAUGUAUAAUUUUUUACACAGACAAGAUGUCAUGGCUGUAGGAAAUCAGUUGUGAGAAAAGACUUGAUGUUAUAUUUAAAAUGAAAUCCUGGCUCGGCAUUGGGCCUCUUGACCCAUCAGGGUGAUACUAAAAUCAGCCUUAUUCUUGUUUCAUGCUUGCAGUGUCUUUUUAACCCUUCCAUACUUAUUUAUGUAUUAUAAUUGAUUAAUAAACAAACUAUUUACUUAAAAUGAGAUGGUUCUAGACAAAUUGUUUUAAGUUAAAACACUAAGUUUAUACCAACUUAUUCAUAAAAAAACGAUUUGCACUUAUUACUAAAGUACUAAUUGGUUCAUUGUUUGUAUUUACGCUGACAAGUGACAGAUGAGUACUUUUGUCAAUUAAUUUAUGAAUAAGGAGGUUUAUAUGUAUGUUGUUAAUAUGUUUUGUUUUAUUUUUAAUAUUUAUAGUUCUUAAGUAAAGAGAAGCUAGUCUUAAUAAAUGAGUUGCCUUUUAUGUAGCAAUAUGAAAUUGGCUUGUACCUUGUUUGUAUAUGUUCAAAAUAUAAAAUUAUUCACAAUUGA